AUGUACCACACCCUCGACACCAUCAGACAAUCGAACUUCAGGGUUCGAACAGAUGAUGGACCUACUGAGCUCACCAAUAAGAUCAAGGUAUCCUUAGCAAGACAAGGAAGAAUGAACGAAUCGAAAGAUGUCAAGAUUUUCAUUCUUCCAGCAGAAUAUGACACCGAUCCCAAAGCCUGCCGACACCUGGAAGCCCUCAUGGAUAAACUUAAGGAUAUGAAUCUCGAAUGUGAAUGGACUCACUGCAAAGAGAACGAUAGGGCUACGUCACUCUCCUACGCCAUCAUGCCUCAUAUGCCUGACUCUGAACUCGACAUGAGAGCAUUCAGACUCAAACUCCUAGAUGCGACUCUUAAAUUAUGCAACGUCAAUGCCUCGAGUAACAUCUGGCAAUCCAACGUGUCUCACACAAACGCCACAGGUUUCAUCCAAGUUGAUAGUCUGGCUGAUGUUGAUACAUUGGUAGCCGCAUCAGCUGGAGACCCCAUCAUAACCACAGAUAAAGCUACGGUUGAAUCCAAAUACAACAUAAUCUUCUCCCCGAUGAGAAGUCAAAUCCUUCCCACAUCCUGCACCACCAUCGCUGCUUUUAUAGGAGAUGAUAGAAACUUCAACAUGGAUAAAUACACUGCAAAGGUAAAUGCAGCGAUGGAAGCAUACAAUCAGUCUGUCGACAUCGUCGAUCAAUCAUCAGUUCAAAAUUUUAGGCUCACACAAGAUGAGGACUAUCUAGUAACUAGGGACUUGAAUAUUGAAGGAAACGCACUACCAUCCCCACCUCCCAUUCAAGAACUCCAACCAUGCAAAUACUCCAAGAAAAGAUCUAGAAACGAAAUGGAAAAAGAGCUUUUCUCUGGACCUACUCAAACGGAGAGAAAUAAACUUCUUGUACAAAAAAGGAUGAUAGAACUCAAACUGAAAAGACAAGGAGGUCUAAAUAGUAAAAUAAGUAAUCCCACUGUGAAUAAACUGAGAUCAGAACUUAAGAAUGUAGACGAGAAGAUUAAAGGGAAUUCCAUCUCUCAUAACUCGGGACUCUCAAGCUCCACCAUUAAUAAUAACAAUUUCACUGCAAACAGCAUCCCUGCUGUGCCAGUGCCAAAUCAAAACCCAAGUGGUACUGGAGGUCAAAAUAAUAUCGAUCACCAUGAUGGAGAUAUCAUUCGACCACAAAGCAAAGCCUCUGCUCUAAAUCCAGUAAAACUGGAAAAUAUCGUUAACUUGAUCUUACGAAUGGAGCCUAGUAUAUUCAUAUUGACUGGAAUAACCAUACUAGAUGGUAUACCUGACUUGCGUACACGAAGACUGAAGACGAGGUAUAAUCUAUUCUCAACACCACCAGGUAACGGCAACGAUGCACCAGGUACAUCAGCAGGAGUUAUAUUAGCGAUACCAAGCUGUCGAUCGAACCACUCCGUCAACAAGGAAUAUGUUCAUCAUCUACUCCCUUUCACCAUGAAUAUACCGGAAGUGGCCAAUCGAUAA
This is a messenger RNA of Kwoniella mangroviensis CBS 8507, 1485 nucleotides long. RefSeq lists its product as uncharacterized. Lineage: Eukaryota; Fungi; Basidiomycota; Tremellomycetes; Tremellales; Cryptococcaceae. The record is from RefSeq and is a predicted model, not a curated record. The transcript is spliced from 2 exons. Bases 1 to 1485 code for a protein of 494 amino acids.